UUCAAGAGCGCGCGUCUCGCCCGGAGUGAAUGUGGUCUGGACUGGGCAGAAGAUCCGAUAUUGCCUUCUUGGUGGACACUUGUGCGGAGAGGUGGUCAAAAAAUAAACAACUUGUGCGAUCGCGCCGCAACGAUCAGUCUGCAAUACCACCUGAACGGGUGAAGAUCACAAAAAUUUUCGCAUCGUCUUGGAUCCUCAAGAAAAGUUUUCUUACUUCGUGCAAAAAAAAGGACACAUACAGCACAGAAAUUGCCUGGCCAGUGUUAUAAAUCAUCUUUGCAAAAAUGUGGAUAAUCUCGGCGUAUGGAUUAUUCCUGCUUAUCCUGCACACAUUUUCACCUGCUACUGCUGAUGUGAGCCACCUCACCCCAAAUGGUAUCAAUAAUCAAUUUUACGACCACAUAAGUCUCCUGAGGAAUGCCAUCCGGGGUGAACCAAACAUCGACUAUCCAAUCUACAGCCAUCCACCAGCAACAAGUUUUACCUGCGCAGGUAGACACGACGGCUACUACGCAGACACGGAGACGAGAUGCCAGGUAUUCCGUGUUUGUGCCAAUACGGAUACAACUGGUCACGGAUUCGCUUUCCUCUGCCCUAAUGGCACACUCUUCAAUCAGCGACACUUUGUCUGCGAUUGGCACUACAACGUUAAUUGCAAUGAGAGUCCUUCGUUGUACUUUAAGAAUGAGCAGCUGGGCAAGAGGAUUGAGAGUCAUGAUCAAAUGAUGACAAUGGUGCGAUACAUGCAGAACUUUGUCAUGCAGUCUCCAUCGUUAAGUAGUCAGAGUGGCUCCUCAUCUGCCUUUCUUCAGGGUAGUGGAGGAUCUUCCGGAAGCACGAAUUUUGGUGCUGCUUUGGGCGCUAGUUCUGGUGGUGUGUCAUUUGGCCAGGGAUUCGGAGAUUCAUCGUCAUCAGCCACGAAUUUUGGCAGCCACCAAACACAUCAGAAGAUUUAUGUUUCAAAUCUCGGGGAGCUUUCAACGGAACCCGGAUCUGGAUUUGAUCUCUCCAAAUCGAACAUAAUCAGCCACAAUCUCGACUUUCAUCAAUCCAGCGCAUCUAGCGUGUCAAAAGGACCUUCAUUCAGUUCUGAUGGCCAUUCUAAAUUAAGCUCCCAACCCUUCCAUGGAAAAUUCAAUGCUAUUUUUUCGGGAUCUGGGAAUCUUAUUGGAUUGGGCAGCAAUGUUCAGCCAGGAGGAACAAAAUUCUCAGGAUCAGACAUCAAGUCUAAUGCAAUUUAUUUGCCACCUCGUCCUUCAGUUCCCAACACUUACAUUCCGCCACAUGCUCCAGUACAGAACACCUACGUUCCACCGGCACCGCCACAACAACAACAGCCAUCCGCACCAAUAGUUUCUCAUCAAAUCAACCAUGUGGGUAGCACAGGAAGUACCCAAAAAUUCCCCUCUUUCCCCGGAAAUUUGGUCACAACACCACCCAGGGUAUCAAUUCCAACACAGACACCAGCUACAACAACUGUUGUUACAUCGCGGAUUCCUUCUGUCGAGCAACCAACGACAGAGCCAAAGCUGGACAUCCGAUUUGGUGAUGAUGAUGAUGAUUUUGGGAAUACGCCCAAAUUGUCAAAUACUCCAUCGAAAUACUUCUCCCUUCCACUCUCUCCGGUAGAGAUUAAGGAGAGAGAACUGAAGAAAUUGGGGCUUGUUCCACGAAAGCAGGAAGUUCAGGAUUCGGCGAAGGAAGGAAGUGCCGUGUUCCCGCAGAGAAUUCAAUUCCCAACGCGUUUUGAUUCACCAGCUCUACCCCUUACAUCUGGGUACUCCACAACAACCACUCAUAUUGCUCCAGCUACAUCAAGGGUUUACCAAUCAACUCUCUAUCAAGUACCCCAAGCUGCAACUGUUCCACAGGCAACCAGCUUCAGCAGUAGAUUCUCUUCUCAUGCAAAUGACAGGGCCACGGACAUCCAGAUAAUCCCUGCACGUGGAUACUACUUCAAUGAUCCGUCUGAGAGGAAGCUCUACUAUGACGACGUUGCUCGGGGGUUGUUUAAUGAUCACGGAAAUGGGUAUGUGUACAUCAAGCCGAAAUUCUCUGCACUCCAGGAUGUACCAACGGUGGCGCAACAUCAUGAAAUUCAGCAUUCUGGUGUACGUGCUGCACCGCUCAAGGUUCUCGAAGCUAGGGAUACAGAAGGAAGUAUUUUCCGUGGUUUUGACUCCUACGCUGCACCCCUGAGUCACGUGGGGCAAUUACCAACGGAUACCGUCUACAAUCCCGCCCAGUCACAUUCCCAUUCAUCCUUCCAACAAUCCUUCUGAGGGCAGCAUCAUUUCCCCCCUCAUCCCCCCCCUCAUCGCCCCUUUAGCGACUAAUUUUAGCAUUUAAUUAAAAUUAAUUGAAAUAAUUUUGCCAUGAAUAAAAAAAUGUCGGUUUAGAAA
This is a messenger RNA of Lutzomyia longipalpis, 2402 nucleotides long. RefSeq lists its product as uncharacterized. Lineage: Eukaryota; Metazoa; Arthropoda; Insecta; Diptera; Psychodidae. The transcript has 8 exons. Gene Ontology annotation, molecular function: chitin binding. The coding region runs from base 285 to 2282 and encodes 665 amino acids. The record is from RefSeq and is a predicted model, not a curated record. Gene Ontology annotation, cellular component: extracellular region.